Molecule: messenger RNA, 4353 nt
Organism: Meleagris gallopavo (turkey)
Lineage: Eukaryota; Metazoa; Chordata; Aves; Galliformes; Phasianidae
Gene: HAUS3
Product: HAUS augmin like complex subunit 3
Biological process (GO): spindle assembly; microtubule organizing center organization
Cellular component (GO): mitotic spindle; HAUS complex; microtubule organizing center
Source: RefSeq, a predicted model, not a curated record
CGCGUGCGCAAUGGGCUUCAGCGGAGGGAGGCUGCGCGAGAGCGGCGCGCGGCGGCGUUUUGACCGUUAGCGCCAUAACGGCCCGCCCGCCCCUCCCUCUUCUUCUCACAGCCUGCCGCCGUUCCCUCGCCUUGCGGACGCUGCCCGAACGCUUCUCAGUGCCGCGGCCUGUCCCGCCCGCCGCUGGGGCACCGCGCCGUGAGGGAAAUAUAAAGACGAAGCCUUAAAAGACAAGAUUCUGUUCGCUGCUGAAGUAAAAGAUACAAACGAGAGUUUGAGUUCUUGUGUGGUGUCCUCUAGCUUUUUUUUAGGGCAGACUGAAAGCUUCCCUCGUUUUGGAGUUAAAAAGAUCGUUAAAUUUCGGAUGUGGGAAGUUCAAAGCAGGGCAACGAUGUGCUUGCUAUUUGUUUGGGUCUGUUAGUUUAGAAUUAAUGGUGAAGUUCGAUUUUAGUCUUAAAGUCACCUUUGCUAUGCAAAACGAUAUAUUUUUGCAAAUAUUUGGGAUGUAAUUUUUGUCAAGAAAAAUUUUUUUGUCUUGGUUAUCAGAUCAGAACAGGAAUGCCUUAAGACAUCCCUGAAAUAAAAAUUGCUUUCUGGUCUUACUAACAAUUGUAGCCUAUGGUAGCUGUAGUUCAGUUCUGUGGUGUGAUCUGCUACUUUCACUUUCCUGUGCAUACACUUCUGUGUUAGAAUACUGAAUAUUCCCUUAAAAAAGUCCAUGCUAGAAUAAUCCUCUAGAAAUUUUCCACACGUUUGAAUCUUUUCUCCUUUCAAAAAUACUUAAAUCAUGAGCUGUGGGAAGGAAUUUGUGGAAAUUCUUAAGAAAACUGGAUAUCCAAAAGCCAAUGAGCUCAAUGGAGAGGAUUUUGACUGGCUGUUUGAGUCUUCAGAAGACAAAUCAUUUCUGGAGUGGUUUUGUGGAACUGUAAAUGAGCAGCAUGUGUUAUCUGAAAAAGAACUGCAAGAUUUUAAUAGUCUUGAGUCUGGAAAGCCCAUUUUAGAAGGAAAUGCAUUGAAUGAAGUCCUUAAAAGCUGUAAGCCAGCAGAUUCAGGGAACAGCAGCCAAGAGAAGGAGGAGGAACUUAAGAAAUUAGAGGAUGAGUUUCAAACUCUUCAGAAAAUGAAAAAUCUUACAAUCCAUCGGCAUAAUAAGCUUCAGAUGAUGAUUUCUGAAAACAGCAGCAUGUUACAGACACUAAAAAUCAAAGAGGAAGAAACACAGAAAGAUUUGAAAGAAGGUCUAGAACUGUUCACUGCAGCAAAUAAUAAGCUUAAUAACGAACUGCUGUCUCUUGUGGAUAGAGUAAAGAAAUUGGCCUCUUUCUUCACUGCUUCGGCUUCAGAACGAGGAUCAGGUUUGCAUCCAGUGUUUUUUUCCCAGUUUUCCUUGGACAAGUAUUUGUCUCAGGAAGAGCACUGCACUGCAGCACUUACCUCGUGUGCAAAAAAGUUUUUUCAUCAGGGUAUGUCGGAAUUGGCUGAAAAUUUGCACGAAGACAACUUUGAGCUUGCAGAUAUUAGCAAACGUGUCACUUGUGCUGAGACUACUGAAGCUUGUGGAAAGAGUCAGGAGAUUGCCAGCCUCCAGGCAACAUACAUUUGUGCUCAGCGUCAGCUAAUUGUAUUGCAAGCUGAAGAAGAGAGCUUGAAUUCAGCUAUAGAGCGUGCAGAGAGCAUGCUGCGAUCCCCAAAGAGCAAGGGUAUUGGAAAGCAAGAAAACGUCGAAGCCAAAAUAUCUAGUUUAAAUGAUGAAAUCUCUAUGAUUAAGCAACAGAUAGCUGAAAUAAACAACAAAGAUCUGCCUUCCCUUCUGAAAGAGCAUGCACAGCUGUUCAUUACACCCGUGGUAAUGGCAGACCUGGAUCAUGAGAUUGCUCAGCUGGACCAUUUCACUUCUAAACAGGAUGAGAUCUGCAGCCAUCUGAUAAGACAGAAAGUGUCAUUUGAACUUAUUCAGCUAGCCUAUGCCAUAGAAUUGAAGAAACACAAAGACAUCUGCUGUCAACUUGAGAAUCUGAUAGAAUCUCUGAAACAGAGCAGUAAUGAGAUGCAACAGAGACUGGAGGUGUUAUCUAAGCAAACUGAACUUGCAAAGCCAAGGAAUGCUAUUAGUUCCAAGGACAAUUUCUCUUGUAGGCUCUACCAGCUUUUGGAAGGAGAAAACAAAAAACAACUGUUUAAAACAUACAAAAACCUGGAACAGAUGGCUCAGAAAUUAAAUCAGGAUUGUGUAACAGCACAAGAGCAGCUAGCAGUGUCUUCUCAGGAGCAGUCUCUCUUGUUGUCCAAACUAGACAGUGAUGUAAAUGCUCUUCGUGAUGCUCUGUAUUGCGGAGGAAAUGAGAUACUACUCACUAGUCGGGAACUUACUGAACAAUUUCAUCAACUGGAAGGUGAUUUAAAUAAACUAAAUCAACUAAUUAUGGAUCUUACUGCUGAUGUGAAGUCAAAGAGAAACUUCUUAGCAUCCAAUAAGCUGCAUCAGAUGGAAAGAAACUUGUACGUGUAUUUUUACAAAGAUGAGAACCACUUGAAAGAGAUGGUGGAGAAGCUUGAACAGCAGUCAGAGGCUAAAGCCAGUGGUCUGGAAGAUGAGAAUUUCACCACCAGUGAAUUCCGUUUAAUCAUAAAAAUGGAGCAUUACACAUCAUACAUAGGAUGUGGGAUUUCUGAGGUGCCUUUAUCUGAUGCUGCUCAGAGGAUUAUGUCAGCUUUGCAGUCUAUUCCUACAGGAGUACAGACUAGCAGAAAAAAUAAUCAGAGUAAAGAGAAGACAAAGGAAGAUAAACUAGGUGAUAAGGAUACAGGUCUGAAAAAUGAAAAGGCAAGCACACUGUAAGAUAAAAUACCACUAAAAAAAGCCACUGGUUUAUAGAGGACUUGAAGUUGUUAUUGACUAGUUCUUCCCUAACAAACUGUGUUGCAGUACAUUGCAUACAUUUGUGGUUUAGAUAACUUUCCUCUUUAAUCUUAUUUUGCACUUGCUGUCUAUUUGCCUUAGAGAGUCUUGGCCCCACCUUGCACUGCUUAUACAGUCUUUUCUGACAGAUUGACCAGAAAUAAAUUAAGAAUGUUGCCAAAUUCAGGUAGUUAAUAUAGUUUUAAAUUGUUCUCACACCUCUAUGACUGAAGAAACGCUAGCAUCUGAAAAUACCCUGCAAAAUACUGGAAAGAACUUUUUGUAGCAGUAGUGAAGUGUCUUAUGUUUUGUAAAUUAUCCUCUCAUCCAUAACUAGCCCAUGUAAUUCCCAUGUGGGGAACAGAACAGUUCUAGAACAGAACCAUUAGAUAUUAUAUCCUUUCCAUUAGCUGUUCUAAAUUAACGCAUUGUUCUGUCUACUGAAAGUCCUUAGGGCAGCUGUGUGGGUGAAGAUUAAAUUAUUUUACCAUCCAUCUCUGGUGCUUCCAUAGGCUGCUACUAGGUGUUUCACAAUCAAAGUGAGCUGGUUCACAAGAAAAAUACGUGCAAAUUGGGAAGUUUAAUUUUUCUGUUGAAUCAUCUCCCUGAAUUUAUUUAAUGUGCAUGCAGGUACACAUAAGGAAGAAAUCUUUUACAGUGAGGGUGGUGAGACCCUCACACAGGUUGCCAGAGAUGCCCCAUCCCUGGAGGCUUUCAGGGCGAGGCUGGACCAGGCUCUGAGCAACCUGAUGUAGCUGUGGAUGUCCCUGUUCAUUGCAGGGGAGUUGGACUAGAUGGCCUUUAGAAGUCUGUUCCAACUCUGAUUCCAGGUGCUACUCCAAGAAUGGAAAUGGCUAACUGGAACAGUCCCAACUUGGGUUGAGGUUGAGUUCUAUUGAGUUGGUCAAAUGAUUUGCAGGUAUUAAAACUGAAGCCCUAUCCCAGCUGCAAAUCCCAUAGCCUUCCUUACUCCAACUCUGGAGAUUAUUGCUCACUUCUGCAAGUCCAUCUAGGAGGCUUGACAUGGGGUAGCUUACUGCAAAUUUAAUUGGCUCUUAGAUGGGCUUCAUGAGAAUGAUUUAAGCCAUAGAUGGAUGUAAAUAGUAGUGGAAACCCAUCCUGUAAUGUUGAGGAGAUAAAUUUUGACUCACCACAUUUAGCAAGAUUAUUCUACAUAAAUUAUGGAACUACAUCUUCUGACUUUGAAAGCCUGUUAUUUACUUCCAGCUAUGUCAUUAUUUCUAAUAGAUGAUUGGUUCUUCCCCGAGGCGGCUGCUGCUGCUUUGUGUUAAUCAUUGUUCAACUCUAUUAUUCUGACUUGAUAAUUAACAUUGUUUUGUUCCUAUUUUUGAAGUUUUAAAAAGAUAAUUACUUACUGCUGAUUCUAUAAUUACUUUGGUGUCCUAAUUCAAAUUCUACUAUGUGUUAAACAAUAAAAACUGGUUGUAAUUUGA